AUGAACCAACCAACAAAAGAAAAAGAAAAGAAAAAAAACAGAACAAGCCAAAUCUCUCUCGAUUCAUUCUUGUCGAAGAACAUUUUAUAGUUUGAAACAAGGCAUGGGCGCAUGGCACAUCUUACCAAGGACUUGGAUAAAGACACAACAAUGAAACAUGAGGGUGAGUGUACUGUCAGACAAUUGCCAGACAAUGUAGAAAAUUUCCAACCGAUGGAUUAUGUUUCAUACAAACCGCAAAGAAUUGCUUGGAAGGGUGAGUGUACUGUCAGACAAUUGCCAGAACUGAGUCUUCAUUUGGCAGACAUGCAUCCUGAUUUCAUAUCAGAUGUGAUGAAACCGGUUCAGAUGGAGCAGUUGCUUGAUCGAAAAGUAGACUCACUCUCGUGUGGGGAGACGCAGAGAGUUGCCUUAACUAUCUGCCUUGGGAGGUUUGCGAGUGUCUACCUGAUCGAUGAGCCAGGUGCGUAUCUAGACUCAGAGCUGCGAAUCAACGCUGCAAUGGCCAUAAGGCGGUACGUUUUACGCAUGGAGAAAGCCGCAAUUGUUGUGGAGCAUGACUUAACAAUGGCGACCUAUAUGGCUGACCAAGUGAUUGUGGUUGAUAAGAUAUCACCAACCAUGUGUAUUACUAACCCUCCACUCCCACUUGUCAACGGGAUGAACAUAUUCUUAUCGCAUCUAGAUAUUACAUUCAGACGAGAUCGGAUGAGCUUUAACGUUACACCAAGGGUCAACAAGUUAGGGUCGAUCGAGGACACAAUGCAAAAGGCUGCAGGCAACUACUAUAUGACGUGUUAAAGAGAGGGAGUACCAAUUGUA
Messenger RNA from Camelina sativa (false flax), 822 nucleotides. RefSeq names its product ABC transporter E family member 1-like. The record is from RefSeq and is a predicted model, not a curated record. Gene Ontology annotation, molecular function: ATP binding; ATP hydrolysis activity. NCBI's taxonomy places the organism in Eukaryota, Viridiplantae, Streptophyta, Magnoliopsida, Brassicales, Brassicaceae.